AAAAUAAAAAAAAAUAAAAUAUAUAUUCUACUACUACACCAAAUUUUAAAAGCCGCCAAGUAGAAAAAAAUAAAAUAAAAUAAAAAAAUAAUAAUAAAGACCAAAAGACAGACAUCAGACCAGACCCAUAGAGCAGUAUUGGACGCGUGUGUACGAGGCAACGAACGACAGCGCGCUAAAAAUACUAAAAAAAGAAGAAAAAAAUAAUUUCAUACAAAAAUUUAAAACAAAAUAAUAUUUAAACGAAUAAAAUGAAAUAAAGCUAACAAAAAAAUUUUGUUACAAAAUAAAAUUUAUACGAAAGAAAUUUAAAUAUUUGUAGUAAAAAUUAAUAAAUCUAAAAAAGUAAAUAAUAAAAAGAAAAUUGUUUAAAAAGUUUUGUGUAAUAUUUUAGAAAAAUAGAAAUAUUCAAGAAAAAUUUUAACGAAAAAUUAUUAAGGAAAUGGAAAAAAAAUAAUAUAAAGUAAAAAAUACUAAAAUCAAUAAAAAAAAUAUUGCAAAUAAAAAGUAAUAACAAAGAAUCGUGUUUUUAAUUCAUUCACCUUUUUUUGAAAAUAAAAUAUACAAAAAGAAUCCCAAAAUAUUUUGUUUACAAAAUAAGGUACUUGAACAUAAUUUGUUAACAACAUUAACAGAAAAAAAAAUAAAUAAAAAAGGAAAUUAUAACUACAACAAUAACAAAUAAAUAACAAAAAAAAUUAAACAAAAAGAAGAAAACCACACACAAAAUCCAUUAUCAAAUCAAUGCCCUCGUCAAAUGGCAAACGACGACGAGUUUAGAAUAAAUAAUUUUACAAUUAAAGUUCGAAAAUACAACAACAAAACAACCACAAAUAACAACUUUUAACAAAAACAACAAACGCAAAAAAAAGUAAUAAUAAUUUAAAAUUCACCCUUCCGUUAAAGUUAAAGUUUAUAAUACGAACACAGACACCACCAACACACGUGUCUUUUUUACACAAAAUACAAAAAAAGGUAAAGCAUACAACAUGGUGCCCGAGGCCGAAAGUUUAUUAACCGCCCCUCCUUUGGGGCGCACCCAUACAAGGGCAUCUUCAUCAACCUCUACGGCGGAUAUGAUAGAAGUGUCACCCUCUUGCUGUUGUCAGUGUCACUGUCAGGAUCAGCAGCUGCCGUCUACUAGUGCCACCGCCACUUUACGUUCAAAUACAUCGGCUACAUUAUCGGCGUAUUCUUGUAACACGUCCAGCAGCCAGCGUAAUUGUAGCCACUCCUGUGAUCAUCAUUUAGAUUUUAUGUGUGGCCAAGCAGAUUCCAGCACAAACUUUUUACCCGCUACACCCAACAGCAACAACAACAAUUACACAUCAUCUCCCUCGUACAUAUCGGAAGAUGAGGACAGUGUAUUGCGCUAUUCGUUCAAAGGUAUACCGCCCGAAAUGUAUUCAGCCAAAAAGGAAUUUAUCUACAGGCGACCGUUGGUUGAGAAACAGCUCGUCUUAAAGAAAACUUGUGAAUGGUGGUUUUAUAAAAAUAAAUGCAGCAACAUGUCGACGCAUUGGAAACAAAACGCAUUUUUAAUACUUGCCACCUGCAUUUUAAUAUUUUUGGGUUUAAUCAUAUUUUUCUCGCUGCCCGUUAAUGAUUCAACGAAAUCUCAUACACUAACAGAGUUGCCAGCCAUACAAACAACUAAUAAUCAUCAUCUUAGCCCUCAACAUAAUUGGACAACAAUAACAACGACGACAACAACAACAGCGAUAGCGCCGAUAAUAACAAGUAGCACGAGUACGAGUAGUAGCGAUAAUAGAAAUAUUAAUGACGAUCAUGAUUAUGGUGGGAAUAGUGAUGAUCGUUUAUUUGACAUCACUGAAAUCACCACUUAUACAAAUCAUACAUUUGAGGGCGAUGAUGAUUGGAUUAUAGAAGAUGAUGAUAUUGAAAAUGAUAUUGACGAUAUUAAUAAUAGUAUACCAGAAGAAUUAACCAGUGAUUUUGUUACACCGAUUAAAGUUCAUAAUUUUAGUUUAAAUGCCGAUGAUUUAUUAUAUGAAUCAAAAAGAAAUUUAAAUACUCCUAAUAAUAACAAUAAUGAUUAUUUUUCCGCAUUUAGUGUGACGGGGACAUUUCGUAGUAAAUCUAGUCAAAUCUGGGAUCCUCAUCCAGAGUAUAUAUUGAAUGCAUUUGGCCAUCAAUUGCAUUUAGUUCUACAUCAAGAUACCUCAUUUAUACCACCAAAAACAUUUAGGGUCAUUAACAUUUUAAAUAAUCAUACUGAAGAGGAAGAACCGGUUGGAGGACAUUAUUUAGGUUGUUACUAUAAAGGCUUUGUGGAAGGUGAUGAUCAAUCAGCAGUGGCCGUCUCACUAUGUCAUGGCAUGACUGGUUACAUUAAGACCAGUUUCGGCUCGCUGCUUAUACAACCGGUCAAUAAUCAAACAUACGAUUCAUUCAAUACCUCCGCAACGUCUGAGAUUUUACACAAAAUAUGGCGUCACUCAAGACGCAAUGCCAGACAUGCUGUCUCCGCUCUUGAACUCGAUUUAGAAGAAAUCGAACAGAGUCUCUUGCCCAAAUUGCAUCGUAAGAAACGCGACUACGAUCGCAAUCUAUUCACCAUUGAACUGUUGGUUGCUGUCGAUCGUACAAUGAAAGAAUUUCAUAAAGACGAUUUGACAUCGUACAUUUUGACCUUGAUAUCGAUUGUUUCGAAUAUAUUUGCCGAUGCGAGUAUUGGUAAUUCCAUUUAUAUUUCGGUUGCAAACAUUUUGGUCUUGAAUGAGUUUAAACGAUCGCGUAGAAGAAGUGGCCAAGCAACGGCCUCGCAAACAUUGAAAGAAUUUUGUUCGCAUGUGGAGAAACAUGGUUAUCAUUAUGAUACGGCAAUGUUAAUAACAAGAGAUCAAAUUUGUCGUAAAGAACGUGAAACCAAAUGUGAUACUUUAGGUUUAGCUGAAUUAGGUACAGUGUGCAAAAGAAAAUCCUGCUCCAUAGUGCAAGAUAAUGGUUUACCAGCAGCCUUUACGAUAGCACACGAAUUGGGUCACAUAUUAAAUAUGCCACAUGAUGAUGAUGAUCGUUGCAAACAAUUCAAUAAACCGGGAGUUAAAAGAAAACUUCAUAUCAUGUCCAGUGUAAUGGGUGAUGAUAUACAUCCCUGGUCCUGGUCAGAUUGUUCGCGACAUUAUGUUUCAGAAUUUUUAGAAAAAGAAGAUGUCACCUGCCUCGAAGACACACCCACCAAAUUCAUACGCAACUACAAUACCCGACUACCCGGUGAAAUCUAUUCUCUCGAUCAUCAAUGCAAGCUAAUACAUGGCAAUCAAUCGCGCUAUUGUCACAUCGAAACCGAUUGCAAACGUUUGUGGUGUAAGGCAAACGAUACAAAUGCCACUUGUCGUUCCAGUAAUUUACCCUGGGCCGAUGGUACACCCUGCAACAACAAUCGUUAUUGGUGUCAAAAAGGUGAAUGUUUGCCACGUGAAGGUCAUGUUCGUAAGUUAGUUAAUGGUGGCUGGGGACCCUGGAGUCCUUGGAGCCAGUGUAGUUUAACGUGUGGCGGUGGUGUACAGGAGAGUCGUAGGGAGUGCAAUAAUCCCCUGCCCAAAAAUGGUGGUAAAUAUUGCACGGGUGCACGCAAGAAAUAUCGUUCUUGUAAUACACAUAAUUGUCCUCCCGGCUCGAUGGAUGCUCGUGAGCAGCAGUGUUAUCAGAUGAACGGCAGAGAUUUUGGCAUUGGCGGCAUUGGACCGCAUACGAAGUGGAUACCUAAAUAUGGAUUGUCAUCCAACGAUAAAUGCAAUUUAUAUUGUCGUGUUGAAGGUAAUGCUGUCUAUUUUCGUCUCUCCGAGAAAGUCAUCGAUGGUACCACAUGUUCAUUCGAUAGUUUUGACAAAUGUGUCAAUGGUAUUUGCCGGCCGGCUGGCUGUGACAACGAACUCAAUUCUAUUGCAAAAUUAGAUAAGUGUGGCAUUUGUGAAGGACGUAACGAUACAUGUGAAGAUUUUACCGGCAAUUUUUAUGUCUCCGACUUGUAUAAAGUGCCCAAAUCUAAAACCUAUUAUUAUCAUGUCACCACAAUACCAAAAGGUGCCUCUAAUAUAGUGAUCGAACAGCCGGGUUAUCAUGAUGAAAACUAUAUUGUAUUACGUGAUGAUCAAGGCAAUUCAUUACUAAAUGGAGCCAAUAUUAUAACCGCCUUUCCCAAUGUAAGCUUUUAUGCAGGUGUAGCUUAUGACUAUAAUGGUUCUAAAAGUUUUGUAGAAAGGGUCAAUACCACCUAUACCAGAAAACUGAAACGUGACAUGAUAGUAGAGAUCAUUUCCAUGAUCACAAGUUCACAAAAGGAUAAUGACACUUUACUGAUGACUUACUCCUAUACCAUCGAUAAAACGAAUUAUGUGGAGCCUGAAAUUGAAAUCUAUCGCUGGGAAAUGCAACAGUGGAGUACUUGUGAUGCUUUGUGUCACGGCAGCAUGCAUCGUAUGCCGGUGUGUGUUAGCACUACACAAGCUCUAAAAGUGGCCCCACAAUUCUGUGAUAUACAUGCUAAACCACCCACUGAAUAUAGAGAUUGUAAUACCGAUUGUAUUUUAACUUUAAAUGUCACCAGUAUUUCGGAAUGUUCGGCUUCGUGUGGCAUGUUGGGUACUCGUGAAAAAACGCAUCACUGCAUACAAACAUUUCCCGAUAUGCAGCGUUCAAAUAUUGUUGAUUUGAAAUAUUGUAGUUCGAAAUUCGAAAUCAAAACCCAUGAGGAAUGUAGAGAAGGUUGUUGGAAAUAUACGGAUUGGAUGACGUGCUCCCGUUCUUGUGGUUAUGGAGUACAGACUCGUAGUGUGGCCUGUUAUUUGAAUCAAACUUUUGUUAGAGAUGAAUAUUGUAAUUUGAAAAACAAAGCCAAUUAUCGGGAAACUACACGAGUCUGUAAUCUAGAGCCCUGUUCUUCCUUUACCUCUACCACCACCAGUACUACCGAAUUUCCUUUAAUGAAACCUGCCCGUAAUAUACCCAACAACUGGUGGGCCCAUGAUUGGGGCAAAUGUGAUGACAAAUGUGAAAAGAAUCGUACGGUUAUUUGUCGUAGUCCCCAAGGUUAUGGUUGUCCUUUAGACAAAAAGCCCAUAAGCCGCAGAAAAUGCUGUACCAUUAAAUAUGUAUCCAAUUGGUCGAAUUGUUCCGUUCAAUGCGGCAAUGGCACUCGACGCAAGGAAAUGCAUUGUGCCCGUGUCUAUAAGCCAGAAAUUAAGGGCGCCCCCAAACGUCGGGAAUUCAUUGAUCCAUCUUAUUGUCGCCACUUAAAGAUGCCGAAACCCAAACGCAUGCACAAACCCUGUAAAGUGGGUUGCAAAUGGUCCGUUUCGAAUUGGACUCAAUGUCCGGCCGAUUGCAGUGAAGAGUAUCAGUCACGUUCCGUUUACUGUGAGUCCGUCUUGGGUAAUCCCAUCAAUCAUACGUACUGUGAUGCAGCGAAUAAGCCGCCCGUGAAAAAGAUUUGCAAUAAUUGCGUUAAACGCGAAUAUAAAAUUAUGUCCAGUUGUAACUGUGAAGGUUAUCGGCGACGACGUAUGCUAUGCUACGAUUCCAGACGUGAACGGAUACCUUGCCCCACCAAAGACAAGAUUAUACGAGAAAAAUGUCCGCCACCACGCACAUGUUAUCCCUCAUCAUGUUAUGAUUUGCGCCGCUUCCAUAAUGUCUAUGCCGAUGGUGAAUAUACGAUCUAUGUGAGAAGUGUACCCAAGAGAAUAUACUGUCAUAAUAUGCAUAACUCACCACAAGAAUUUGUUACCUUAAAUUCUACGGAAAAUUAUUCGAUUUAUUACGAUUAUAAGAUAACCAACCCCGACUUGUGUCCACCCGAUUCAGUGCAUCGUGAAUAUCGUGAUGAUACUUUAGAUUCGGGACGUACAACGUUUAAGAAAAUACGCAUUGAUAUUGCCACCUUAAGGGUAUUUGAAAGUGAUUUCACCUUUGCCGAGAGCAUAGGAAGACCGCAGCCAUAUGGUUCGGCGGGUGACUGUUACAAUCGGCGUAAACAAUGUCCUCAGGGGGGUUUUUCGAUAAAUUUAGAACAUACUGGUUUUAGACUGAGACAUGGUACUAUAUGGGAACCCAUAGGUCAUCAUGUGGUUAUGAAAGAGUCACCCUCGAAUUCCUUAAUAUCUCAUCGUGCUUUAUGUGGCGGCUGGUGUGGUGGCUGUCGAAUAGGUUCCAAUUCUGCCCUCUACUUAAACGUGUGAUGCCAAGUCUGCCGUUGACAAAAACUCAGCCUCUCAAAAAGGCGGUUUUCUUUUACAAAUUUUGUAUUUGUUUUGGUGCUAAAACUGCUGUUUUCGACCUGUUUUUUGCGCUUUGGCGCCACAACCAACCAUGAAAAACGUUGUCGAAAUUGUAUUUUAUGCAUUUAUUCCUUGAUAACAAAAAGUUCCUUUUGGUCUUUUGUAAGGAUUCUUUUAUAGUUUAAUACUUUUUAUAACACAAAACUCUUAUUAACACAAACACACCCACAACCACUUUUAAACUGAGAAAAAGAGAGAAAUCCUUGUAAUGCCAAAGACUUUUAGGGAUUUUUGAUGAAAACAAAAAAAAUAUCAACAAAAACAACACAACACACUUUUAUUAAACACUCUCAAGUACACAAACUACCACGAAAAGAAAUUUCAAAAAAAAUAUAUAUAUAUAUAAAUGUGAUUUAAUCCAAAAAUAUGAAAACAAAAACGAACUUAAAAAAAUGAGUUUAAAAGGCCUAGAAAUAUUAUACUAAAAGAAAUAUAAGGCUCUGAACUUUUUGGGUUUUUUUGUUGGAAAAAAAGAACUAAGAGACUUAUAGAAAAAUAAUAACAAGAUUUCUAAAAAAAAAAUCCUGCUAAAAAACGCUAAAACAAACUAGCAAGCAAUAAUUUAGCAAAAUGGCAACUAUAUUGAAAGCAACCACUAAGCAGCAAUAAAACGAAGAGCAAUUUUUACUCAUUUACCGUAACCAUAACUCUAACUCUUAAGCAAAAGAGCGAGAUUUAGUAAGAGUGUUUAAGCGAACUCUUUUUUCAUCUCUAACUUUAAUUUAUUUUGUAUUUUUAAAACACCUUUAAAGUUGAAUUUUAUCAACUUUUAUAUAUUUAUAUUAUUUUACUUUUAAUCUUAAUAUUAAUUUUACUUUUAACUUAAAAAUAAAUAUUUUUUUUAUUUAAAUAUUUAGCUAAAUACAUUUAUAUUGUUUAAUUGUAAUAAUAAUUAAAAAAAAAUAACAAAUUUAUAAACACAUUAGACUGUCUCGGAAAAAGGAAGAGAAUUUAAAUCAGUUUGUGCUGAAAAAAGAGCGAAAAAUUAUGUGAAAAGUAACUUUAAAGCAAAUUCAAAAAGGAACUUUUUUUAAACUUUUGUAUGUUUUACAGGAAAUUAAAGUUUUUUAGCAAAAAUCAUUUAAAAUUUUUUGUA
Lucilia sericata (common green bottle fly) is the source of this 7398-nucleotide messenger RNA. RefSeq names its product A disintegrin and metalloproteinase with thrombospondin motifs 9 (gene AdamTS-A). Gene Ontology annotation, molecular function: metalloendopeptidase activity; zinc ion binding. The coding region runs from base 990 to 6203 and encodes 1737 amino acids. The transcript has 20 exons. Gene Ontology annotation, biological process: extracellular matrix organization; proteolysis. The record is from RefSeq and is a predicted model, not a curated record. NCBI's taxonomy places the organism in Eukaryota, Metazoa, Arthropoda, Insecta, Diptera, Calliphoridae. Gene Ontology annotation, cellular component: extracellular matrix.